Messenger RNA from Acaulospora morrowiae, 1359 nucleotides. The record is from the annotation of a GenBank genome assembly. Lineage: Eukaryota; Fungi; Glomeromycota; Glomeromycetes; Diversisporales; Acaulosporaceae.
AUGAGCAAAUCAGCUUCUAACGAAUACCGGAUUUCGAUUGAUAAAGAAAUUUCAUACUUCGAUGACAAAAAUCCACAACAUGGAAAGAAAAUAAACAUAGUUGUUUUAUCACCAAAUAUGAAAUAUGUUGCAACUGCGAGUUAUAAUGCUCGUUCAGUUUGCGUGUGGAAGUUUACGGAAGGAGAGCACGAGCACAGAUUAACAUUAUCUCAUUUCUUUGACCUUAGAGAAACGGCUUUAUACGCUCCAAUUUGCGUCUCAGAUUUCAACAAAAUUCUUAUAGGGACCGUUAAGAAGGGUGCUCACGUCCUUGAAACUAGAGAUUGUAAUAAAGAAAAAGAAAAUAUAAAAAAAUUAUCAAAUCAUGGAUGUUGUGGAGAAAAUUGUGGGUUUAUUACAAAUGGAGAUUUUGCAAUUGUUGAAGGAUAUCUUGAUUAUCAUGUCCACAUCUUUUCUAUUGUCAGAAAUGAGUGGCACUGCACGGGUACCAUUAAACUCGUUGAAUUUAGACAUGCCGUUAUUUCUCGGGAUAGAGUGUUGAUUCUCUUAGAUGUACCUUUUGUAAUCUUGCAAUGGAAUCUGUUAGAACGAAAGUUUGAGACACAAUACGAAUUAGAUUGGAGUUUGGCCGAGUAUCGAAAAGGUAUUUUGAUGGAACUAAACAGUGACCAGAAUAUACUUGGAGUAGCUGGACGUUUAAAUACAAAGCAGAAUGAAGAUUCGAAUACAAAGUUGGAUGAGGAUUCGAAUGCAAAGCAGGAUGAAAAUUCAAGAGUAUAUUUUUAUUCGAUAGAAUCUGGCAAAAUCAUAGGAAGACAAUCGUUUAAUGAAAAGUUUUACGAAAAAAAAAAGAUUAUAAAAAUUAAUCAAAAGUCUGGUAGAAAACAGGAGAAGACGUCUUAUGCUAUUACUCCACCUAUUCCUUCUGUACCUAAUUCAACAUCUUCGCUCAACCUCUGUUCCUUGCUGAAUUCUCCGUCAGAAUCAGAAAAGUCAGGAGAAUUACAUAUAUCGGCUGAAAUUGAUUUUAUUCUACAAUAUCAUAACGACCAGUCAUUUAAAGAUCAAUUAAACAAUGAACUUAGAAAAUAUAAAGACGACUUUGAAGAGAAGUGGAUAGAUAACCCUCGUGAUGAAAAUGGAGUCGAUUCGCAACGAGAAGAUAUAAAAAAACAUAUAGACGACAUUUUAAAAAAAUAUAAACCAAACCAAACCGAGCAAUUUUUAGCCGAGCAAUCGCCAACCCAACGAUCGUUAACCCAGGAAUCGUUAGCCCCGGAGUCGUUAUUCGACUGCGACGAAAGCGAGAAUAGGAAAAGUAGAUACCUAUUUACGCGUGACAAAAGAAGAAGAAAUUAA